AUGAGAGCACAGUCAAAUCGGUCUAGAGAAACUGUUAGUGAUGUUGAUAAAAACAAAGAAAAACGACAACGACUGAAAAAGAUUUUAAAACCAAUUAGGAAAUGUGGUCCAUUUAUCAUAAAUCCAUGUUGUUGUUUGACAGCAUUAUUGCUAACAUCGCUCGCUUUAAUACUUUUGGGUGGUCUUACAGGACUUAUUGUGUACUUGACACACAAAGACUCUAAAAUCAUCACCACUACUACAACAACAACAACAACAACAGCAACUGUGUGUAAUCCAACUUGUUUACAUAAUGGUAAUUGUACCAGUCCAAAUACUUGUGUAUGUUAUAUUGGUGGUUUUGGUAAUAAAUGGCAAGGUUCCUAUUGUCAAGACCCUAUACCAAGUAUUAUUACUCAAAUUACAGAUACAUAUUAUGCAAUAUGUAAGACAACGGCCGGUGGAGAUAGUAUAGCAUCAACACCUGGUCUCGGUAUUUGCCAAUAUACCAGUGGUGUUCGAGAUGAAAAUCCAUUAAAUGCUGUUGAUGAAGAUGUUACAACAAAAUAUGUAAAUUUUGGAUGGGGUAACAUAUCAACAUCAAGUGCCACACAAGGUGUUGGUACAGGAUUUUAUGUUACCCCAUUGAAUGGUGUAUCGGUAUUGAAAGGAAUUUUAUUUGCAACAGCCAAUGAUGCAGAAGAACGUGAUCCUCUGAUGUGUACAAUUGAAGGUAGUAAUUAUACAACAUCAUUACUUAGUAAUGGAUAUACAUGGACUCUUUUGUAUUCGGGUACAAC
Didymodactylos carnosus is the source of this 779-nucleotide messenger RNA. The record is from the annotation of a GenBank genome assembly. Lineage: Eukaryota; Metazoa; Rotifera; Eurotatoria; Philodinida; Philodinidae.